GGACCCCGCAUAUACUGUCCGAUGUGCACAACCUGCCUGAAUCCCAUGGGCAGUGAUCAUGAGGAGGCCGUCACCGUGGCCAUCGAAGCGCCUGCACUCGAAGUUUUCAGGAUUGAGGAGCCGAAAAAAGAUGAGGAGGAGGAGGACGACGAGGAUAGCGAGGACGACUUCGACAAGAGCUCAGAGGCUCUUUGGCCGCUGGCAAAGCUUCAGGCUCAGCUGGAGGCCUUGUCUUUGGAGAGGCCAAGAUUGCAAGACAGGAAGCUGGCGGUGCUGCUGACCACCGGCGCAAUGAACCCGCCACACCGUGGGCAUGCGCAACUGCUGCGCCAGGCUUCAGAGCGCUUGACGAAAGCAGGCUUCGCGGUGGCGGGCGCCUGGCUUUCACCCUCCCACGACGGCUAUGUGCAGCCCAAGGCGCGGAAGCUGGGAACCAUCGGUCUUUCGGCGAGUUUCCGCCUGGAGGCGGCCGAGCGGACAGUAGGAGACGAUGCUUUGCUGGCAGUGGGCCGGUGGGAGGCCAUGAAGCCAGGCCGAUGGCCAGAUUAUCCAGAGGUCGCAGUUGCUCUUCAAAGGAAGUUGCGCGGCGUGGAGAAGGCCUGGCAGCUGCAGGACGGCUUCAAGGUCUUCUAUGCUUGUGGCACGGACCACGCGCAGAGCCGUGGCCUCUACCGGGGCUUCCUGACGGAGAGGGGCUUCGGCGUUGUCAUCGUUCCCCGCGCCGGCGAUGACGCCAGUCUGGAAGCGCCUGAGAGGUCCGUCUUCGUGGCGGACAGCAUCGAUGGGGAGGGCGCCAGCUUCAACUCCACCAUGGUGCGCUCCGCGCUGGAGAAGCACCGGAAAAGCGUGGUGAACCGCACGCUCUCCGGGGGCGCAGCUGACUUUAUGCUGCGGCCAAGUAGCCAGGACUAUUGUCUCUUCCAAGAAGACUUCAAGAAGCUUGGCAUUGAGCCACCGCACGAGUCGGAGACAGUCUGAGCAGUUUUCGCACAGUAAGUGCGCCCGAUUCGAGCUCGCUUGCCCCUUUUCAUGCCCAGCCAGUCAAGCCAC
Effrenium voratum is the source of this 1050-nucleotide messenger RNA. The record is from the annotation of a GenBank genome assembly. Lineage: Eukaryota; Dinophyceae; Suessiales; Symbiodiniaceae.